AUGUCAGACCAGAACAGCACCGACGAUGGGGAGUCAGACCCCCAGCACAGCCUGUCUAUGGUCUUCCUCCUCGUCCUCGUCUUCUUCAUCAUGGGGCUGGUGGGUUUCCUGAUCUGCCAUGUCCUGAAGAAGAAGGGUUACCGGUGCCGGACCUUCCGGGACGAGCUCGACCCAGAUAACAAAGACGUGCUGGCGGAGCUCCAGGCCAAUGAAGAGGAGGAGCUGAAUGAGGACACUGUGGAGAAGAUAGUGAGAUGCAUCAUCCAAAAUGAAGCAAAUGCGGAAGCCCUCAAGGAGAUGCUGGGGGACAAUGAAGGGGACAUCCCAGUGCCAGUGCCCAGCCUUUGUCCUCAUCGUAACAGCCAGGAUGGUGGCCCACCACACCACCACACAGUGCAUUUGGGCUCCACACAGGCCCCCUGCAUCCACUGCAGCAAGAGGAAGAGGCACCCACUGCAUCGACAAGGACGGUCCAAGGAUGGCAAAGGCAGGAUGCAUCCUGGAGAGACAACUGUCUUCUCAGUGGGCAGGUUUCGUGUCACACACAUUGGGAAGAAACCCACUUUCCAUGAGCAGCAGGACGGUCCCCUGCCUGACGGCAGCCGGGAGCCGAGCACGGAGGAGCUGGAGCACAGCAGCAACCGGCUCCAGCAGGAGCGGGCUCGCAAUGGGACUGUCCCUGCGGGUGGCCUGCAGAAUGGAGCCGUCCAGAAGGGUGCCCAGAGCAGCAAGGGUGGGGAGCAGAGCCGCUCCGCCACCCCAGCUCCGAACACACCAGCCAGCUCCAGCACUCGUGACAGCAGACGCACAGGCAAGGGGUCUGGCGUGCGCGGCCACGGGAAUCUCCUGAGCCAGCGGCUGUUGGGAGGGUCGAGUCCCAGCAUCCCAGGAGAGCUGGUGCAGGAAGGAGCCAGCAUCUGCCUAGAGGAGACCGGACUGGGGUCAGCAGAUGAAGUGUCGGAUAUUCACGGGAGUCUGAGUCUGCAUGAACAGGCUGACGACUGGGGAAGAGACGACAGCAGCAGAAAACAGCCCGGAGCGGAGGACACGGGGCAGCAGGAGCCCAGCGCCAUGGUGCAGGACCGAGGAGCAACUGUUUGA
Messenger RNA from Opisthocomus hoazin, 1101 nucleotides. The record is from RefSeq and is a predicted model, not a curated record. NCBI's taxonomy places the organism in Eukaryota, Metazoa, Chordata, Aves, Opisthocomiformes, Opisthocomidae.